UUUGAGGAUGUCAGACAUGGAAGGAGAUGACAAAUUGGCCACUGAGAAAGAACUCAAAGACUCAAAGGCAACACCUUACAUGUAUGUAGUGACAGCUCAAAAACCGACUGCAACAAAUGUUGCUAUUACCAGUAACUUCACUGGCCCUGAUGAACUUAAUCUUAUCUUGGCUAAGAACUCUAAAAUAGAAAUCCACACAAUUUCUCCAGAGGGUUUAAGACAUUACAUGGAUCUUAACAUUAAUGGUUGUGUCACAUGUAUGCAAAGCUUUAGGCCCAAAGGGGAAGAUCAAGAUGUUGUAUUUGUCUUAACACGCCGUUACCAUGUUUUCAUUAUCCAGUACAAGCCUGAAACAAAGGAACUUAUCACCCGAACAUAUGGAGACAUUGAAGAUAGCACUGGUAAACCAACUGACAUAGGGGCCAUUGGAAUAGUUGAUCCUGAAUGUAAACUUAUUGGCUUAAGGCUGUAUGAAGGACUUCUAAAGAUUGUACCACUUGACACAGUGAAACAAAAAGAAGGCAAGGAGUUGAAAUCUUUUAAUAUAAGGAUAGAAGAACUCAACAUCAUUGACAUCAAGUUCUUGGAAGGUUGCAAAGUUCCAACAAUUGUUUACAUUUAUCAAACGCAAAAGGGAACAAGACAUGUCAAAACAUUUGAAAUAUCGUUAUCUAACAAAGAAUUUACCAAAGGACCCUGGAAACUCACAAAUGUGGAAGCUAAUGCCAACCUGAUAAUUCCUGUGAAAGGGCCACUAUAUGGUGCCAUCAUAAUUGGGCUUGCAACUGUGUCCUAUUGUAAAGCUGAUACCUUUAUUUCACAUGCUCCGGGAGUGUUACGGAACAGCAUCAUCACAAGUUACUGUACAAUUGAUAGCAAGCGGUAUCUUUGCUCAGAUGAUAAAGGCCUACUUUUCAUACUGACCCUAGUCACCGACCAGGCAGAUGUUGUAACCGAUAUUCAAAUGAUACUGCUAGGAGAAACAACCAUUGCAUCCUGCCUGGCUUAUCUUGAUAACUCAGUGGUUUAUGUUGGAUCUGCUCAAGGUGACAGCCAGCUUAUUCACAUCAAUCCUGGACGUACAAGUGCUGAUGAGCUCCACUUAACUGUGCUAGAGACCUAUGCUAACUUGGGAAGCAUCACUGACAUGUGUAUUGUGGAUUCUGAUAAACAGCCCCAGCUCGUGACUUGCUCAGGUUGCUACAAGGAGGGUUCUCUCAGAGUUGUUAGAUGUGGUAUUGGUAUUCAAGAACUUGCCUCUAUUGACAUUCCUGGAAUAAAAGGCAUCUGGCCCAUUACGAUUAGAAGUGAUGAUUCCCUUGAUAAUGCUUUGAUUAUAACAUUCAUGGGUUACACCAGAAUCCUGUCCUUUGAUGGUGAAGAGGUUGAAGAGAUUGAGACCAAAGAUCUCAUCUCAGACAAGCAGACUUUGUACAGUGGCAUGACAUCUGGGGAUAAUAUCAUCCAAAUAUGCUCCACUUGCAUAAGGUUACUUGAUUCUCACACUCUCAAUGCUGUUUCUGAGUGGAAACCUGCUGCUGGCGAAAGGAUUGAUCAUGUGGGAUGUAACAAGACACAAUGUGUUGUGUCUGAUGGGAAUGUCAUUACAUAUCUUUCUAUUGAAAGUGGCAAUAUAAAGCAGAUUUCCAGGGUUGAGCUUGACCAUGAUGUUGCUUGUGUUGAUAUUACUCCUCUUGACCACAACAACAGUGAUAAAAGUAAGUACUGUGCAGUUGGGUGCUGGGUUGAUGGUUCUAUUAGAUUGUACUCACUUCCUGACUUCCAGCAACUGCAAACUCAUGAACUGGGUGGUGAGAUUGUGGUUAAAUCCAUAUUGAUGUGUCCCUUUGACGAUUCUUCUUAUCUUAUGGCUACUCUUGGAGAUGGUUCCCUGUUCUAUUGUGAUAUUGAUCCUGAAACAGGCAAGUUGUCUAAAAAGAAGAAGAUUGCUCUUGGCAUACACUCCACAACAUUGCAGCUAUUCCAUGCAUUUGAUGCAAAUCACGUUUUUGCUUCAUCUGAUCGACCCACAGUUAUCUACAGCAAUUCCAACAAGCUAGUGUUCAGUACAGUAAACAUGCAGGAUGUGAAUCACAUGUGCCCUAUAAACACCUCAGCUUAUCCGGAUGCACUUGCUCUUGCAUCAAGUUCAGGAUUAGUUGUUGGUAGUGUGGCUGCUAUUCAAAAAUUGCACAUACAAACGAUUCCUCUCGGAGAAUCACCUAAGAGGAUUGCAUACCAAGAAGCAACAUCAACAUAUGGUAUCAUCACGAUGAGGAACAACAAUAUCACUGCUCCUAGUGUCAGUACUUUGUGUCAGAACAUAACUGACAGUUCUGAUGUUGUCAAUGGUAUGGACCCUGACUCAAGAUUCAAGAAGGAUGCUGCUAACAAUUCGGAAGUCCACAAUCUUCUUAUCAUGGACAAGAAAACUUAUGAGGUUCUUCAUGUGCAUAGAUUUGCACCAACCGAAUGGGGCCUCUCAGUAUUUUCCUAUCACUGCAAUGAAAAGGAUUAUUUCGUGGUUGGAACUGCAUUCGUUAAUGAAGAAGACUCUGAGUCUAAAGAUGGAAGAUUGAUUGUAUUCAGAUGGGACGGAACCACAUUAAAUCAAGUCGCAAGUCAUGAUGUGAAAGGUGCAGUCAGUUCUGUAACGGAAGUUUGUGGUAAAAUAUUGGCUGGGAUCAAUAACAAGGUAACAGUUUUUGAGUUCAAAGAAGAAGAUGGUCUAAAGGUGGAGUGCAAGUAUCACAAUACCCUUAUGGCAGUUUAUCUUAGAGCUAGAGGUCAGUUCAUUCUAGUGGGAGAUCUGUUGAGGAGCAUGGCAUUGCUGGUGUACAAACAGCUUGAGGGCAGAUUAGAAGACAUUGCCAAGGACUACAAAGCAAACUGGAUGACUCAGGUUGAAAUACUUGAUGACGAUACUUUCCUAGGAGCAGAGCAUUUCAACAACUUGUUUGUGUGUACCAAAGAAGGGGGUAUGGAGGAGGAAGACAGACGGCUGCUAAAGCUUGCUGGUCAAUUCCACCUGGGAGAAAAUGCUAACGUGUUCAGAGAAGGAUCGCUUGUUUUGAAGAACCCCUCCGGAGCACCUCCUCUUGUUCACAAAACUAUCCUUUAUGGUAGCUCUACUGGGGCUAUUGGACUUAUUGGCUGCAUCGAAAAACCAUUGUUUGAUUUGUUGUUGACCCUACAGGAAGCACUGGCAAGGACUGUUACUAGUAUAGGCUGCAUUCCGCACAAUGUAUGGAGGGCAUUCCAUAAUGACCGACAGAAGGAACCAGCUAAUGGUUUUAUUGAUGGAGACCUUAUCGAACGAUUCUUGGACCUUCCCAGACCUGAGAUGAAUAAAAUUUGCGUGGACUUGUUUUAUGAUUUUGAUGGUACAGGCAUGAAGAGGGAGGGAACGGUUGACGAUCUAGUUAAACUUAUUGAGGAUCUGGCCAGGAUUCACUGAGUCGAACAAAGAUCAGAGCUGCUGUUGAAAUGGCCUCUGCAGAAUUCACUGUUACAAUACGCCACAUCGUGCCCGACAAGUUACUGUCAUGAAGAAGACAAAGCCAGCGGAAAAUUUAAAAGGUCUGAUAUCGGGACUAUCAGUUCGCAGCAGACAUGCUGCUUGUUUUGAUUUGGGAUCAAGGGAUUUAUAUGGGGACAGUAUGGAAUUUCUUGCGGUCAUGUGAUCAUUAUAUAACUAUGACAGAUAUUUAAUACUCAGUGAUAAAGUAUGCAAUCUUUUUAUAUUUAUGACUUUAGGUCAGUAAUUUCAUAUCAAAAUUCGUAAAUUAUUUUCUGUGCUUGUUUGCCAAACAUCUAUCGAGGUUAUGGGUAAUGACGUGUUACAUUCCGGGUCUUUCACGUGUUACAAUGUUUAUCGACAUGAAAAGGGAGAACCCCUUACCUUAGUCCACAAGUUUAGCGCUAUCACUGAUAAAUUAUUUUCUUAAAUAAGUUAUUAAACGAUUAUUUUCUUCAUUCAGUGACCCAAUGAUAGGGCCUUAAAGGUAUACGAUUCUUUAUGUAGCAUACCUUUGUGUAUGUAAUUUCCCGCUAUAACAUAUCUUUGUGGACUUCGGCGUAAACUAUGUGUCUUUUCUAGAUUUUUUAGUGGUAUAUGGCUUUCAGUCUAGAGUUUUCAGGUUCCUAUACGAUUUGAAAAUGUACUGAACUUGAACUAUUUAUUAAUUUUAAAUGUUGAUUUAAUACCAAGAA
This is a messenger RNA of Bolinopsis microptera, 4212 nucleotides long. RefSeq names its product DNA damage-binding protein 1-like. The transcript has 2 exons. NCBI's taxonomy places the organism in Eukaryota, Metazoa, Ctenophora, Tentaculata, Lobata, Bolinopsidae. Gene Ontology annotation, molecular function: RNA binding; U1 snRNP binding; protein binding. Gene Ontology annotation, cellular component: nucleus; site of double-strand break. The coding region runs from base 8 to 3457 and encodes 1149 amino acids. Gene Ontology annotation, biological process: DNA repair; proteasome-mediated ubiquitin-dependent protein catabolic process; mRNA processing. The record is from RefSeq and is a predicted model, not a curated record.